Aaosphaeria arxii CBS 175.79 is the source of this 3269-nucleotide messenger RNA. RefSeq names its product glycoside hydrolase family 81 protein. The transcript has 4 exons. Bases 116 to 3130 code for a protein of 1004 amino acids. The record is from RefSeq and is a predicted model, not a curated record. Gene Ontology annotation, molecular function: glucan endo-1,3-beta-D-glucosidase activity; endo-1,3(4)-beta-glucanase activity. Gene Ontology annotation, cellular component: cell surface. NCBI's taxonomy places the organism in Eukaryota, Fungi, Ascomycota, Dothideomycetes, Pleosporales.
CUUUUCUGUGCAUUAUCUAGAUCGAACUUCCAAGGUCUCUACCUUACUUAUUUCGAUUAAUCGGACCUAGUAUAUUGUUUGACCUUUCCAAUUCUCGUUGAGCAUUACCCCAAGUAUGCUGCUACAUCAUCUUGGCGUUCCAAUAUGGUUCUAUAUCUUUCUAUCACUUCACUGGACUACAGCAAUACCAUUAUCUAACACUCUAAAUAAUACGACCCAUCUGGAACUAUGGCAGCCCACUCACCCUACAGCGGAGACUAUAUUUAUGUACUUGAAUAGCUCGCUGAGCACUACGACAUGGAGGGAUGCUACACCGAGUACAGUACAACACCAACUGGGGAUCCUAUCAAACUUCUCGUCCCCUUUGAAUACAUCCUCAUCGGCUCGGGCUCUAUCGUAUGCAUCUCAAGUCGACAUAUCCAGCAGUGUGGUUUCUACCACGGUCUAUUCGAAUGAUGAGUCGCCGCUGUCACUGCCUCUUACACCGACAGGCACCAUCCUUCCGGCCCAGUCGGUAACAGGAGUUCCACUACUAACGACAGGUUAUAUGCCGGACGACAUUUCACUGUCCUUCACUGCAACCCCUACAGAAACCUCGAAUAUCUCCUUUAUUCUUAGUCAAUUUGAGCAAUCUACAUCUUCACAUUCAAUUACAAACCCCCCGACUCCAGGACCAGAACCAACCUAUAUGGGCCAGAGCUCUUCAUCAAAAUCGCCACCACCGGACUCUGACGAUGAUCCAACAUGGACGGAAUCAUUGCGAGAGGACCUGAAAGCCACGCUGUCGCCCAUACGCCUCAGCUCCGUCAAGCCUUCCGCGAGCGCGACCGCGGCGCCAGUGCCGGAUGCCAACAUCUUCGUGCCGAUCCAGCGAGACGACAUUCUAUCUCAGAUCCCAAUCGGAAGACACCAUCCCGUGCCUCGGAAAGGGAUUGAGGACGACUAUGACAGGACGCUGCAUACCAACAAGUUCUAUGCGAAUGCUUUCCUCGGGAACCAGGACCAGCCGAUAUGGACGCAUCCGUACUUCAUCUGGUGGGGGAAGGGGACUUCAGGUGGUCAAUCUGAGACGUGGGGUAUGAAUAUAGGACAAGUUGAAGCGGAAGAGGUGGUUCUUGGGGAAGGCGAUCCUGCAAGGUUCUACAUCAAUCCUCGCAAGCAAGCACUCAUUCUCUCUGCGAAGGAGCUUGGACCGGACACCACACUCACAACGGAUACUCACCUCCCCUUCUCCGUCAACAUCAACCUAAAUUCUGGCGGCCGUUCGGAACCAGUAUUGACCUUUCCAACCGUUCAGGGUAUGAGUUUUGUCACGGGCGGUUAUCGAAACGCAACGCCAAUCAUCCAAUGUGGCGGCAGAGGAUUCCGGUCAAUCAGUCUUCCCAUCUUCGUCGGAAAAUCGACCAAGUAUCGAAUUGAAGAUAGUGAUGGCCGCCAUUGGGUCGCAUACGUCAAUCCGGCGCAAGGUAGCGUCUACGACGGGACGGCUUUCUACGCUCAGGAUGAGCACAAUCUUGUUGGGCCCAGCGGAUUCAAAGGAACCAUCCAGAUAGCCAAGAACCCACUCGGAGCGGAAGGGGAAGCCCUCUACGACACCGCAACUGGGUCUUUCGUAAUCGAAGCCAGGGUGACUGGUACCGUUGCUAAUACCAAGGCCAUAUACACUCUGGAAUACACCAAGGUUGGAAAGUCACCUUUGCUGAUGUUUGCUCUCCCACAUCACAUUGCAUCUCUGGAUUCUUCACUGAAGUCUAAGGUCACCAAGCUGCAGCUACGGACAACUACAAAGGGAGUUGCAACAGCCAUCUGGACCGAGCACCUCACGCUCACGGAAAGCAGCUUGCCCACCAACAUGGGAUUUGGGCCAUUCGCGACAUUGAGCGGAAACCGCCCUAAGCUUUCCCAAGCCACUCUCGACUUCAUGAACACGACCGCAAUGUCCGAUCUUCAAGCCGCAAUAGCAGAUCAAACCCCCAACGACUCACUAUACUUCGCCGGCAAAACGCUCGCCAAAUUCGCCAUGAUCCUCCUCGUCAUGAAAGAAGUCCUCAACAACAACGCCUACCUCGCGGGGCUCGAGAAACUCAAAUCCGAGAUGGCCCGCUACGUCGACAACCGCCAAAAGUACCCUCUCUUCUACGACGACUCGUGGAAGGGCCUCGUGUCGUCGGCGGGCUUCACGGACCCCGGCGCAGACUUCGGAAGCACCUACUACAACGACCACCACUUCCACUACGGCUACUUCGUCUACACGGCCGCCGUCAUUGCGCACCUGGACGCCCGCUGGCUCGAGGAGCGCGACAACAAGGCGUGGGUCAACUCGCUUGUCAAGGACUUCGCCGAGUCGGACUACAAUGGCCGCGACUACCCGUUCUCCAGGAGCUUCGACUGGUUCCAUGGGCACUCGUGGGCGAAGGGGCUGUUCGAGAGCGCGGACGGCAAGGACGAGGAGAGUAGCUCUGAGGACGGGUUCGCGAGCUACGCGAUCAAGAUGUGGGGGAAGGUCAUUGGAGAUGAGAACAUGGAGAAGAGAGGAAACCUCAUGCUAGCAAUCCAAGCCCGAACCUUCAACACCUACUUCUACCUCCUCCCCUCCACCUCCACCUCAACCACCAACACCACCACCAACACCACCACCGUCCCCUCCACCCCAUCAACCCACCCAUCGCCAUCCUCAUACUUCAACACCACCAGCAACACCUCGAACAGCAACGCCAACACGAACACCCCCCUCUCCUCAACAAUCCACCCCGCCCGCUUCACACCAAACACCGUAACAGGCAUCCUCUUCGAAAACAAAGUCGACCACGCCACCUACUUCGGCCUCGACCCGCACCUCAUCCACGGCAUCCACAUGCUGCCCCUCUCCCCGGCCUCCGUCUACCUGCGCCCGAGACCCUUCGUCCGACACGAGUGGGACGCCUUCUUCGACCGCGACCGCGCGAGACGCCACGUCCCGGGCGGGUGGAGGGGCGUGCUGAUGGCGAACCUGGCGCUCGUGGAUGCGAGGGCGAGUUGGAGCUUCUUCGCCGAGGGCGUGGAUGGUGCGUGGGAGGCCGGUUGGAUCGAUGGCGGGGCGAGUCGCGUGUGGUAUCUUGCGUUCGCUGCCGGGUUGGGCGGCGCGAGAUGAGAUUGACUGAAUAGCGUGAAGAGUGAGUGAGUGAGGGAGUGAAAAGUCUUGUUUUCUUUUCGAUCAAAGUUUCUCGUAUUGUUUGUUUGUUGGUUACGUUCUUUCUUUGCUUUCCAGCCACACCGUGUGGAGGGGUAGG